AUGCAGCAUAACUUCAUUCUUGUAAGAGAAUCAGAGCUUGAAGAACUUCUUCACGACGUGGGAACCCUACGGGAACGUUUACGCCUUCUUGUAGGGUAUGAAGAUAGAAAUAACAUCGACAUGGGCAUAGACCUCAGGACAAGAGCACCCCAGAGCGACCGCCCACUACGCUCCCCUACUCCCUACACACCCUUUGCCCCUCCUCCUCCUCCUCCUCCUCCUAGGAACCCUUCCAGACACUAUGGCAUCCCUUCUUCCCCUCCUCCGUCCUUUCUCGAUCCAGAAACCCAACCAAGACACCUCGACUCGCCAACCUCCUCCACAGCACACAACAUCCGUCCGCUACCUUCCCAGCCCGCAACUCCGUUCCACUCUUACGCAGGCAAUCGUGUUCGCACCCGCCCGGGAACUGGCGCUUGGCAGGCGCCUGUUCGGUCUAGUCCGCAUGGCUCCGCGAAUCUUCGACGCGGUCCACCGGCUGUGCAGACGUUGAGGUGGGAGGCGAGAUCUCGUGGCGAGAGGGAGAGGGAGAGGCGCAGGAGGAAUGGUAGGGAUGCGAGAGGUGGGGGUGUGGUUAGAGAGGGGGGAGGAGGUGUUGAUGUUAGAGGAGGAGAUGGAGGGGAUGCGAGGGGUGGAGAAGUCGAGGACCGGGCAGGGCAGGCGAGGGAGAGGGAGGAGGUCAUCGUUGUUAGGGUGCGAGAGGAGGUGGGUAGGGAGGUGAAUGAGAUGCAGACUGGGGCUGAGAAUGAGAGGAGGGUGUAG
Messenger RNA from Cucurbitaria berberidis CBS 394.84, 762 nucleotides. RefSeq lists its product as uncharacterized. The transcript has a single exon. The record is from RefSeq and is a predicted model, not a curated record. The coding region runs from base 1 to 762 and encodes 253 amino acids. NCBI's taxonomy places the organism in Eukaryota, Fungi, Ascomycota, Dothideomycetes, Pleosporales, Cucurbitariaceae.